This is a messenger RNA of Xenopus tropicalis (tropical clawed frog), 927 nucleotides long. It is a transcript of the gene or4e2, whose product is annotated as olfactory receptor family 4 subfamily E member 2. Gene Ontology annotation, cellular component: membrane. Lineage: Eukaryota; Metazoa; Chordata; Amphibia; Anura; Pipidae. Bases 1 to 927 code for a protein of 308 amino acids. The record is from RefSeq and is a predicted model, not a curated record. Gene Ontology annotation, biological process: signal transduction; detection of chemical stimulus involved in sensory perception of smell; G protein-coupled receptor signaling pathway. The transcript has a single exon. Gene Ontology annotation, molecular function: G protein-coupled receptor activity; olfactory receptor activity.
AUGGAAAAUUCAACUAAAAUCACAGAAUUUGUUUUUGUGGCCUUUGCAUUUCCUCAAAGAUUCCAAUACUGUAUGUUUUUUAUAUUCCUUAUUCUUUAUGUAUUGCUGCUCAGUGGCAACAUUCUUAUCAUGAUGACAAUUAGAGCUGACCCUCACCUUCAUUGCCCUAUGUACUUUUUCUUGGCCAAACUUUCCUUCAUUGACCUCUGUUACUCGUCUGUGACUGUUCCGAAAAUGUUGGCAGACUUACUGUCUGACAGGAAAACUAUUUCAUUUAAUGGGUGUAUAACCCAACUCUACUUCUUUCACUUCUUUGCCUGUGCAGAAUGUUUUCUUUUUACAGCUAUGGGCUAUGAUCGCUAUGUGGCUAUCUGCAAACCACUGCACUACUCCACAAUAAUGAAUAGAAAACUCUGUCUGUGGAUGGUGGCAGCAACUUGGACCAUUGGCUUUGUCCACUCAAAUAUCCAGACUUCUCUAACAAUGGGAUUGCCAUUUUGUGGUCCAAAUGAAAUAGACAGUUUUUUCUGUGACAUCCCCCCACUGAUUAGACUAGCAUGCAGUGACACGAAGAUGAUAGAUGCUAUGAUAGUGGCCAAUAGUGGCUUUGUUUCACUCGGCUGCUUUCUAGCAGUUUUAUUUUCUUAUAUUGGAAUUGGCUCAACUAUCCUAAAAAUUCGCUCAGCUGAAGGAAGGCGCAAAGCUUUUUCUACCUGUGUUUCCCAUUUAACUGUAGUAACUUUUUUCUUUGGUCCGUGCGUCUUUAUCUAUAUGAGACCCUCAACCGCCUUGAAAGUUGACCGAGUUGUGACUGUAUUUUACACAGUGAUAGCACCCAUGCUAAACCCAGUCAUCUAUACACUGAGAAAUGAGGAGGUCAAAACAUCCAUAAAAAAAGUCUGGCGUAGGGGAAUCCUGUAUAAGUGA